AAUCUUUCGGUUUAGCGGAUUGAGAAAUGUGAUCGGCGUGGCGUUUGUUCCUUCAAAUUAGAGCAUUGAGACUGAGUUGGAACCUCAGCUUCGAAACCUCAUUCUUAAGGAACGUCCUCAGCAUCAGCUGGGCUUGUGACCUUAUUUUCAUAAAUACCUGUGAUCCCAGCAACAUCCCAUCUCCCCUUCCUUCUUUCUCAGCCAUCCACUUUCUAUCUUGAUCACUUUCUCUACAUCUCGACUCAGUUUCAUUCUCAAAUCAUCAUCACCAUCUUGAUUAUUUCCAGAUUCCUUUCAUCAUGACUCUACAACAACAUCAUUCCCAAACCAACAUGAUCUCAUCUACCCCAACACCGUCUCCCCAAGAUCCCUUUCAAACUCCACACCUACACUGCUAUAACCCUACAUCAACACCCACACGAUUCCGGCCAACUCCAACAAAGCAAUUUUAUUUCAAGAUUCACACUCAGAGGCUUUACUCUAAAAAAGUUCAUCCUAAGACGGCAAAUUCAAUUGGGAUGGCCAAUCCAAAUCAAAGGCUUUUACUCACUGCUUCGGCAAAACAUACUUAUCGACCAUCGAGGAUCGAAGGUGGAAUUGAGGUGGUCAAAAGACUUUAUCAAAUCCCUUCACCAAUCCCUUUAUCCGAGAUCCCUGAUCUCAGAGUGACUGAGGAGGAACCUUUGAGUGACCCUUUCGCAGCUUUGAUGGCUGCUGUGAACUACGCAAGCUCCUUUGAAACCUCGCUUCAGGUUACCCCUGCCGUCCUAGUUCCUGAGUCUCCAGACACCACCACCACACCUAACUCUUGUCACAAACGCAAGGUGUCUGAGUCAUCAAUCGAGCCGCCGUCAUCAAAACGUCAGAAGGGGAAAACAGUCGGCGCAACAACCCAUCAAAUCCUUCGUCUUCGGGGCUCACUGGACAGAGUUCAGACCCGGAGCAUGACAAGGAAACUACUUGAAGAGGGUGUCUGACUUGUGAAUGCAAAGUAUAGCCAGUCUCUGCAGUAGGUGGAAUCACGCCACCGAGUCUCUUCCGAUGGUCAAAAACCGUGGUAUAAGGAAAACUACGGAGCACUCCCUCAAACACUCUUAGCUAAAGUCAGCUAUACGAGGGAGGAUUACUAGUAAUAAUUUUUAGGCAGGCAGUUUUUAGUCUUUGCGUCAUUUGUAGGAUGAAGUGGAUGUAGAACAUAGUAAUAGUAUAUAGCCUUUUACCAUUCUUUGAGGCUUGAGGAAUUGUAUAAGUUUUUUUUUGUUCUUUGUUCAGAUUUGUUGAGCGUUUAGUUUGAACCAUUUUCUGGAUCUUCGACUCCCGAUAACAAUAACUUGCCUAGUGUUAUUGCUUAUUCUUGCAUGUAUGUAGUUUAAGCUGGUAUUGCAAUAAUGGGCGAGUAUCUCAUGACCUCGCGAAUAUCAAAAAAUUAAUUAAAUCG
Molecule: messenger RNA, 1438 nt
Organism: Melampsora larici-populina 98AG31
Lineage: Eukaryota; Fungi; Basidiomycota; Pucciniomycetes; Pucciniales; Melampsoraceae
Exons: 3
Coding region: 300-977 (225 amino acids)
Source: RefSeq, a predicted model, not a curated record